Molecule: messenger RNA, 2429 nt
Organism: Temnothorax curvispinosus
Lineage: Eukaryota; Metazoa; Arthropoda; Insecta; Hymenoptera; Formicidae
Product: F-box/LRR-repeat protein 7-like
Exons: 6
Coding region: 95-1969 (624 amino acids)
Molecular function (GO): protein binding; RNA binding
Source: RefSeq, a predicted model, not a curated record
ACACGUGAGCACGUGACCAUGCACGUGACGACGUUGCGCACUCGUUCAGUUUUUGAGCCAAUCAGCGCGCGACCCGUUUUGCAAGAAAAGCAAUAUGGCUGCUCCCGUCAGCACGUGGGUUGACUAUGUCUGUCCUUUCGCUCAGAUUGCCACAGAUUCAACAGAUUGCCUACGUUCGGAAAUGGUUGACGACGUACCGAUACGAAAAUUAUUCGUCGGCAAUUUGGCUGAAAGGACAACUUUCAAGGACGUACGCAAUUGCUUUUCUAAGUAUGGAAACGUUGAGAGUUGCUACUUGCAUAGAAAUCGUAGAAAUCAGGAGGAAAUGCCUGAGUAUAAAAAAAGUAACUAUGCGUUUGUCACGUUUACUAAAGUGGAGGAUGCAGCGAAAGCGAUGCUAGCCGGAAGGCUGGUGUGGAGUACCGCGAGGAAGGGGAGGACCCGAAUAAUCGAAGGAAUAAAUUUGCACGACAGAUGGUUAAAGGUGAAGGCCACAGAUCCUUGGCAUCAACCUGACUAUACAGAGCAGAGAUUGUAUACGAUGGGAAAAGACUCGAACAAAACUUGCGAAAGAAAGCUCAACCUGGAACAAUACUUUCACAAGUAUCUGCAAAAUGACACCGAAAAUGUAUCCAUCCAUAUGCUGAAUGACGAUUGCUUGAGACAUAUCUUCCUGUUUUUGCCAAUUAAAGAGAGAGUCCGCAUAGAGAUAGUUUGCAAGCGCUGGAGAGAUUUAAGCCAAGAUUUAUGGCGUACGAUGACGUUCGAUCUUUCAUCAUCUACAUGGAAUUUCAUGUUCGAUUAUUCAGGGUCCGAAUGUCAAAUGCAUCCACAUGGCUUUCAUGCAUUUUAUAAAAUAUUGCUUAAAUAUGGCAGAUUCUUAACGCGAAUAAAGAUAGGUCGUUUGCCGCGGUUAUCGUGGUUAAGACCAAGCGUGUUGACUGUUAUCGGGAAACUUUGCCCUAAUCUUACAAGUAUCGACGUUACUUCACUGAGAGUUUCCACGCCAGGUAUACGUGCAUUAGCAAAUAAUUGUAGACACAUAACCAAGUUAAAUUUAGGACCAUCUACUAAAUGUUGUGAGACCGAGUUAAAGUGUCUCUUUAAGCUAAAUCAAAACUUGGAAUAUCUUGCGAUAAAUGGAUCUUGCGAUAGCAUUUUUGACGAAUGCUUAUUAUGCUUGCCAGAGCAAACUAUGCAUACAAUUAUAUUAAACGAUUGCUCUUUUUCGGACACUCACCUUUCAAUGGUACUAAAGAAGCUCGAAAAUUUGAAACAUCUCGCGAUAAACCGAUGUAAGAAUUGCUGUGCACACACAUUGAAAGUUAUCGGUCAGCAUUGUAAAAGUUUAAGAACAUUGGAGCUCGAUAAAAGCUACGUAGAAACAGCGGAUAUGUUGAAUUUAAUUCACCUUGUUAAUCUGCAAGUUUUGAAAAUCACGCACAAUCCUAAUGUAUCGGACGAUUUCCUUACCGAUUUAGUACAACAUUGUCAGCAGCUUACCAACGUAGACAUUACAGGUUGUUCCAACGUGAGCGAUGUCGGAUUAACGGCUAUUGCUACGUUAGUAAGACUAGAAAAAUUAAACGUCACUGAUAUGCAACAAAUUACUGACGAUGGCUUGAAAAACAUGUGUAACUUAAAAGUAUUUAAGUGCCGACGAUGUCUAUUUAGCGAUCGGGGCAUAACAACGCUCAUCCGAUCCUCGCCCGAAUUACAAUUGUUAGAUCUCUUCGGAUGUAGGAAUAUUAAUAACUCCACUAUUGAGGUUGCUAAAGACGUUUGUAGCAGUCGAACUAAUAACGUGAUGUUGAAGAUUAUCGUUCCGAGAACAGCAAUUCUCACUGAGGAAGGGAGACUGCCUCGGCAUAUAGUUAACGAUUUGCUUGACGAUUUGUCUGGUAGCGUGUCUAAUCUGUGUCUCGUGGACAGGGGGAUUUUUUCAAGUUUCUUGGAUGAUGAAGUAUAGGUGCCUUGGAUAAGAACGAUGAAGAUUCAAGUUAUGCAUAUAUUUUCGAAGGUUGAAAUUAUAGAAUAUACAAAUUAUACUGAUUAUAGACUAUAUAUGUAGACAGAAGAUGAUAGUACUAUAGAGAACCUGAUGAAUUAGAUCAUUGGUCCGAUUAUUAACACUAUAUCACAAUUUUCUACGGUCCUAACCGAUUUUUUUCUACCAUUAGUCUUACCGUCAUUAAGUUCUAAGAUUUCGUAUGUAUUGUUACAUGCUGUCUCCUAUUACAUUACCAUUGAUUUUAGAGAUACUUAUUCCCAUGAAUAUAAUGCUACAAUCAAUUACAUGAAUACACACGCUCGCACAACCGCAUGUACACAUGUAUAUAUUUAUUUUAUCAAGUAUUAUGCGAUAAUAAAGUGCAAUAAAAUAAAGCAAACGUAAAUUCUUCUUCAUCUACCAUAAAUUCGUACCAGUC